Molecule: messenger RNA, 1986 nt
Organism: Erpetoichthys calabaricus (reedfish)
Lineage: Eukaryota; Metazoa; Chordata; Cladistia; Polypteriformes; Polypteridae
Product: zinc finger protein 343-like
Exons: 2
Coding region: 53-1726 (557 amino acids)
Biological process (GO): regulation of transcription by RNA polymerase II
Molecular function (GO): RNA polymerase II cis-regulatory region sequence-specific DNA binding; DNA-binding transcription factor activity, RNA polymerase II-specific
Source: RefSeq, a predicted model, not a curated record
AGGUUUUCAUCAUCUUGUUUUUCUUUUAACAGCGCUGGCCACCAUUAAUCCAAUGCGAAGACGGCUGGAUUCAAUUUCUCUCCUUGAAUCUGUCGAAGGCAUCUCACAGUCAGAUUCCAUGGCAGGAAAGUCGGAGCGAAUCGCCACCGCCACCUUCAAGCAGAAGAUGGCUUUCCACAAGAGUGCCCUGGACAUCCUGCUAAAUAAAUUAAUGGAAGCGAUGGACAAUAAGUGCGCUGAUUUCCAGGCAGAGCUCCUCAGAAAAGAGAAAGAAAUCGCCAGCCUGAAGCUGCAGCUGGAAAUUUCUCGGCAGGAACUAAGAAUUGUGCGGGGACGGACAAGCUGUGGAGCCCUGUGCCCGGAAGAUUCUAGAUGUCAUGGGAGUGGAGACCUGAGAGGAUCCUUCAGAGAUUUAGAAAGUAAAGAUGGGAUGGAUGACACUCCUUGUGCUAGCACCAGCCUGCUGGAUCAGAAGGAGGGGGACGAAUGGGUGACAGCGGUUGAUGGUGGCGGCCAGAUGCAGGAUCUACCAGUUAUCACUCAUGUAUGGGGAAACUGGAAAGGAGGUCAAGGUAUGGAGGACACCAGUAUGGAGACCGGAGACCCCACUUUGGCUCUUGCUUUUGAGAGUGAUGAUGAUCAUGAUAAUAAAGACUGGCUACUGUCUGUCAGCAUUGAAGCAGAAAGCCCUGAAGCACUUGCCUUCCAUGUUCUGGAACAGGUUGCUGCUCAGGUGAAAGUGGAGGACGCAGUCACCUUCAACACCUCUGAUCCAGGGUCAGGCUUGGGAAAUGUGCCUAGGAGUGAGAGUGAGGAGCCACCACUUCUAACACCUCAGGGAUUCCAUGUGGGCAUGCAGCUCAUGGGUCUACAUGAUGAGAAUGACACCAGCAGUGAGCAACUCGGAGCCCUGAAGGAGGAGAAUGAGUCUUUGAGCUGCUGGCCAUACCAAGCUAAUCCAAGCAAAGCUGAUCAAGGAGGAGCAAAUGCAGAGAGUUACCACAUGCUUCAGAUCAUGCCUGUUGAGAUACCAGCUUGGACGGUUAUACCUAAAACAGUUUUCCAGGAUGAAGUCAUUAACAUGCAGCCUCAUUCUCCACUUCCUGGAGAGGCCUUCUACACCCCAGCUGGUGUUUCCGCCACUGAUGGAGCUGAAGUGGACAGGACACCUCAGGAGGUUUUACAGGGUGUGGAAGCCCAGCAGCCAUCAACCAUGGUUUCCCAGACUUUCUCCUGCUUUGAGUGCAAAAAGCAGUACAAAUACAAAUCAAGCUACCAGAAACACAAAAAGACUCACAAGGUAAAUAAUCAGUUCCCCUGUCUGGACUGUGGCAGAGCCUUCAGCCAGUUGACUGCCCUUAAGAUACACCAGAGGAUCCACACAAAAGGGAACUCCUUUACCUGUCAUGACUGUGGCCAGAGAUUCUCCAGCUCGUCUGACCUCCACAAACAUCAGCGGCUUCACACUGCACAGAAGCCAUUUCCUUGUUCCCAGUGCGAUAAGGCCUUCUCCCACUCAUCCACCCUUAAGGCACACCAAAGGAUCCACACAGAAGAGACACCGCUUCCCUCAAGGAGCUGUGGUAAUAGUCUCUCAGAUUCAAGUGAAGCCAAGAAAGAACAGCAGCCUCACAGUAAAGAGAAGCUCAACACGUGCAACAGAUGCAAAAGGAACUUUGCUCACUUAGCCGCUCUGAAAUCGCACAUGAAGACCCACAAUGACUGAUCGCACCUCCCUGUGUAACUCUCCUCCUAACACCCAAUUUUUUUUUAAAUUGCAAAUCUUUUUUAAAAACCCAUUUUUAAACUCGGUGGGGCAAUAAAGUUUUUAGGGAAAUUGGAAAUCGCACAUGAAGUCCCACAACGACUGAUCGCAUCUCCCUGUGUAACUCUCUUCCUAACACCAAAUUUUUUUUUAAAUUGCAAAUCUUUUUAAAAAUCCAUUUUUAACCUCAGUGGUGUAAUAAAGUUUUAUGAAAUCGGAAA